Molecule: messenger RNA, 488 nt
Organism: Aspergillus alliaceus
Lineage: Eukaryota; Fungi; Ascomycota; Eurotiomycetes; Eurotiales; Aspergillaceae
Exons: 1
Coding region: 49-369 (106 amino acids)
Source: RefSeq, a predicted model, not a curated record
CCGUUUCACGGCAUUCCACAUAAAUUCCGCAAUCUUCGAUCGGCCGAAAUGCUGCUUCGCGUCCUAAUGGGCUGGUAUGCGAAACACGCGGGGAAAUUUGGCCCCCUACUACCCAAGUCCCUGCGCGAGCUAGUUUUACGAGUUAACAUAAGCCUGUAUGAUUUUAGUUGGGAGGAAAAUAGGGAGAUCGGUCUGCUCUAUCGUUUCCUAACUGAUGUGGGCACGUACACACCUGUACUGGGAAGAGAUCGUCAUGCGGCUAUGGAUCCAGAAUCACACCGAGCAUUCCUAGCAUUACGAACUAUGGGAGGAGGGAUUGCGUCUUGUAUGUCAGGAGGUGGGCCUGACUUUGAACCUGGCUGUGGAUAAUUUAAGAAAAUUUAAGAUCUGUCUUAUGGAGUGAGGGGGAAUAUCGACUAUGAUCUUGGAGAAGAUUCCGAAGGAGAUUCGGAAAGAAGCCACGAAGACGAUUAGAGGAUAAUCCCCAG